GAAAUCAGUAGAUAUUUUACUUUCGGCGUGAGUGCACGUUUGUUUUCACGGCAAAAAAAAACUCGAGCAACAACAACAACAGCAUAAGCAAGUCUAGUGACAACAACAAAAACAACAGCAACAAGCAGAACUGAAGCAGCAACAACAAGUGACUAGUGAAGCAACAACAACGAUUAGUUGCAGCAUGUGUUGCAUGCAGUGAACAAAAAUAAACACCAGAAGUUUUUAUUAAUAUUCAUAAUUAACAUCGAAAAGAAAAACACAGUGAGAAAAGAAAGCAAAGCAGAGUGUGUGGUGCCAAGGAAAAAGAAGGAGACCAAACCGAAGUCGCUUGAACUGCUCUGCCCGGAAAAGUUCUCGUAACGGCACGGUUAAAAAUGUGUUAGGGAUCCGCGAGAGACACCUUCACUUCAUCAGAUACAAACGGAAACCACAUCCAGCCAACCAUGGACAUGACCAAACAGAUAAUGGACUUUGAAAUGAAGUCAGAGUACGAGGGAGAUCAAUUCGAGGCGAGUGACUAUACAAUGCCCAGCGUAGAAGAUCCCAAAAUGGUGUCACAACCCCUCAUUGAGGACUCGGAGGAGAGCGAUCGGAGAUCCUCGCCGGAGAGAGAAGUGGAAACUAGUUUUGAGGACCCCAAAGAGGCAGAUCCUCAAACAGAGAAAGACCUACCCGACACAGGUGUCAUCAAGUCCACGGAGAAGGAUGCAGACACAGCAGACACAGUGCUGGUGAAGCCAAAGUCAAGUCUGGAGAACGAACAGCCCCUGACACCGCCGCCCCGCCCGCUGACCUCCAGCGAGGUGGUGGGUCUCCGCGAUCCCGACGACCAGGAGCUGCGUCUCCGCCUGGAGGCCAAAAAGUCCCGCUCCCUGCCCGUCUCGCCACAGCCCCAGCAGCAAAGCCUCAAGCUGGCGGCAUCGGCUCUCUUCGAGUUCGGCCAGGCAUCAUCAUCGCCUCCCAUGGAGUCUAAGGUCAAGAGCAGCCCGGAACUGAAGACUCCGCGCCGAAAGGUAACUCCUCCCAGUGGCGGGGACAACCAGCAGUUCUGUCUGCGUUGGAACAACUACCAGUCCAACCUGACCAAUGUCUUUGACGAGCUGCUGCAGAGCGAGUCCUUCGUGGACGUCACCUUGUCCUGCGAGGGUCAGUCGAUCAAGGCCCACAAGAUGGUCCUCUCCGCCUGCUCGCCCUACUUCCAGGCUUUAUUUUACGAUAAUCCCUGCCAGCAUCCCAUUAUAAUCAUGCGGGACGUGAGCUGGUCGGACUUGAAGGCUCUGGUGGAGUUUAUGUACAAGGGGGAGAUCAACGUUUGCCAGGAUCAGAUAAAUCCGUUGCUCAAGGUGGCCGAGACCCUGAAGAUCAGGGGCCUGGCGGAGGUCAGUGCGGGUCGCGGAGAUGGCGGGGCAUCCGCACAUCCAAUGUCCGUUUACGACGACGAUGACGACGAGGAGCUGGCGGCAGCAGCCACUGCCAUUUUGCGACAACACGACGAUCCCGAUGCGGACGAUGAGCUCAAGGCCAAGAGGCCGCGCAUGCUGGCCGACGGCGCCCUGGAUCUCAACAAGAGACAGCGAAAGCGCUCCCAUGACGGUAGCUAUGCCACGCCCAGUCCCUCGCUGCAGGGCGGCGAGUCGGAGAUUUCGGAGCGCGGUUCCACCUCGACUCCCGGCCAGAAUCAGACCAACCAGCCACUGGCCAUGACCACUUCGACGAUCGUGCGCAAUCCCUUUGCCUCGCCCAAUCCCCAGUCGCUGUCGGGCGGCAAUGGAGGCGGCUCCUCCGCCGGAGGAUCCCAGCGGAACUGCUCCUCACCGCCACCAGCAUCGGGACACAGCAAUGGCAGCAGCUCGGCAGCCAUGCACUCCCCGCCAGGCGGAGUGGCCGCCCAGUCUGCUUUGCCCCCGCACAUGGUCGCCGCCGUGGCUGCUGCCGCUCACCAUGCCGCCGUUGUGCCACCCCCUCCACCCGCCAUGCAUCACCAUGCCGCCGCUGCUGCUGCUCAGCAGUUGGCCGCCCAACAUCAAUUGGCUCACUCGCAUGCCAUGGCCAGUGCUCUGGCAGCAGCUGCCGCAGGAGCAGGCUCGGGAUCGGGAGCUGGCUCGGGCGCAGGAUCGGGAGCCAGUGCACCGACUGGCGGUGCUGGAGUAGGAGGCAGUGCCUCUGUCUCAUCAGUGGGUUCCCAUCACGAUGACAUGGAAAUCAAGCCGGAAAUUGCCGAGAUGAUUCGCGAAGAAGAGAGGGUGAGUGAUUAUAAUAUAAUAAUACUUGUAUAAAAUAUUAGUUUUAUUUUUUAGUAUUUAAAAAAACUUUUUAGAAAUUUAAGACUUUGGUUGAUAAAACUCUAACAGAAUUCCCAUUUCUUUCCUUCCUCUUUGAAUAAUUUUAUUGAACUCUUAUAUAUUCAAUUUUAUUCUGCAAAUGAAAUAGAGAAAACCCUCUGAGUAUAAUUUUAUUCACAAAAUAGAUUAAAGCUUAUUAAUAAAUUAAACAUUUUGCAUAUUCUUAGUUGAAACCGACAUUAUGAUAAAUUUAUUUUUCCCCGAAAACGGAAAAGAAAAUCAAAAUAA
Messenger RNA from Drosophila kikkawai, 2573 nucleotides. The record is from RefSeq and is a predicted model, not a curated record. NCBI's taxonomy places the organism in Eukaryota, Metazoa, Arthropoda, Insecta, Diptera, Drosophilidae.